Exophiala oligosperma is the source of this 1826-nucleotide messenger RNA. RefSeq lists its product as uncharacterized. The coding region runs from base 1 to 1812 and encodes 603 amino acids. The transcript has 4 exons. NCBI's taxonomy places the organism in Eukaryota, Fungi, Ascomycota, Eurotiomycetes, Chaetothyriales, Herpotrichiellaceae. The record is from RefSeq and is a predicted model, not a curated record.
AUGUCUCCAGGAGGUCGGAGCAGGAAUCAAUCACCACGGAGCCCCGGGCAUAUCUUCAUCGAGCAGACAGUGGAGAAUAUCCAUCAAGGCAACUCAAGAGUGGUGUCCAGUCAUGCUCGGAAAUUCCAACUUGCUGGCAAACGUCGGCAGCAAAGAUCGUCGGCGAUGGAGCGUGCUGCGCAUGCCAGGAGUCUUGUCGGAUGGCAAUCUCGGUCAGCCAGUCCCAAAAAUGUACUGGAAGAGACGACUUUAGCACGAUCAAAGUCUACCACGGACGAUGCACUCGACCCUGCAAUGUCUCUGAUAAACGUCUCGAUCAACAUCGGUCUUCGUGCAGACCCGUUCAACUCGUUUCCCUCUUCGAAUUCAAAAUCGGUCAUGGACAUGGUGGAUUACCACAUACAUGUCUGGUCACCUCACAAGGCCGGAAACUUCGACGACCUGAUGGGCUACAACACCCAACUCGAGCUUUGCUGGCCACUUGCACUCCAAGACGAAAUGCUGUUCGACGCCACGUUGGCGGUGAGCAGAACAGCCUGUGUAUUGUCACAGCACAAAGACCCUUCCGAGGACCAAUUGAUGUUGUACCAUCGUGGCUUGGCAAUGACGGCUCUGCGACGGCGAGUGUCUUUGGAAACACAAAAGUCUCUCGAAGCCCUGAUUUUCUGUAUCGGGAGAAUGAUCAGCAUAGCGUAUAUGUCGAGCGAAUUCGAAGCCUUCAUCGCCCAUUUUGAGGCUUUCAGGACGGUUUGUGCACGCUAUAUCGAGGCAAAUCCAAACACCGACACGUCUCUUACCAUUCAAAAUCGACUCGAUAGCUGGACGGCACUACAUGCCUACCGGACCGGCCGUAACCUCCUAUGUGGCUCGGAAGCGACAACAUCAUUCGGAUCGCCUCAAGAACUGGCACCCCAUCAGCAGGGGCGAUCUGUCCUACCGACACUUCCCCUAUCCCCAGCCCUAGAUUCUGUACUACGUUCCCUCGACACAGUUUCCCUGAUAUAUCAAUCAUCCUGGGACUUUCGAAGCCAAUCGAUCGUACUUUCCAACUUACAAACCUCCACAUCCCAACUUGCUCGAAUCCUCGCCUCGCCAGACAUGUCGCCCAUCGAGUUACAGUUCUCUUGCGCACUUCUCGCGUACUGUCUACAACUGUAUGGCAUGUACCAGGCUCUACAGGACCAGCAGCAAAGUUUGGUACCAGCGGAAGUCUUCGCAGAACCUGCUGCCGGCGACGCCCUCCCAGCGCUUUCCAAGAUGGGCGAUACGUUUCUCUAUCAGAAACUCGAAGGCUUCUCUACCUCUCCGACACACAGAACUUGUCUGACUUGGUGCGCUCUCGUCCUGGGCAGUUUUCUCUCACAACAAUUCGACCAUCACUUACGGGGUAAGGGACACAUCAUACACGUCAGUCUGGCUAUGCGGUUAAACGUGAACGUGAACAACGGCCCCGCACACAACCCAGUAGCAAAUGAGUACGGCUGGAGUGGGAUCGAGUCCGAACUCGAAGGGGCAACAAUGUCUGGAAUGUGGUUUUCUGGUCUUGUCCAGGAGUGGCGGAACGAUUGGGUGAAUUCUAUGCGAAGGCAGCAAGGGUGGGAAUCUCAUGGGUUGUUCAAGAUUGGUGUGCCUAAAGCUGUACAGGUCAAGUGGGAAAGGGCCGGUAGUGGCAGUGGUCGUGGUCGUGGUCAUACGGAACGUGGUAGGAGGACAACACGACUACACGAGAGAGAAGAUGAGAACAGUCCCGAUGUAGAUGUUAUCGAGUAUCUCGUCUUGAGGGAUGCGAGGGAUUCAUUGCCUAGGAUAUGACUUGUGAUGUUAUG